Messenger RNA from Cannabis sativa, 1402 nucleotides. RefSeq names its product fructose-bisphosphate aldolase 5, cytosolic. The coding region runs from base 138 to 1214 and encodes 358 amino acids. Gene Ontology annotation, cellular component: cytosol. The transcript is spliced from 3 exons. Gene Ontology annotation, molecular function: fructose-bisphosphate aldolase activity. The record is from RefSeq and is a predicted model, not a curated record. Gene Ontology annotation, biological process: fructose 1,6-bisphosphate metabolic process; glycolytic process. NCBI's taxonomy places the organism in Eukaryota, Viridiplantae, Streptophyta, Magnoliopsida, Rosales, Cannabaceae.
CAGUGGUUAUCUAUAUAGUUUGAUGGUUGUGUGUGUUUGUUUUUUGCCAUUUGGUCCUUCUUCUAAACUACUCAUUGUGUUUGUAUAGUUGUAUAAUAUAUAAAAAUUCAUUGUGGCAAAACACAAACACAACAACCAUGUCGGCCUUUAUUGGAAAGUAUGCUGAUGAACUCAUCAAAACUGCCAAAUACAUUGCUACUCCGGGUAAGGGAAUCCUAGCUGCGGACGAGAGCACGGGCACAAUUGGAAAACGUCUUUCAAGCAUCAAUGUAGAGAACAUAGAAUCCAAUCGCCAAGCCCUACGCGAGCUCCUCUUCACUUGCCCCAACGCCCUCCCAUUCCUCUCAGGCGUCAUUCUUUUCGAAGAAACUCUCUACCAAAAGACCUCAGAUGGCAAACCCUUCGUUGAAGUCCUCCAAGAAAACGGUGUCGUUCCAGGCAUCAAGGUCGACAAGGGCACUGUUGAGUUGGCUGGCACUAAUGGCGAGACCACCACUCAAGGCUUCGACUCACUGGGUGCGCGUUGCGCUCAGUACUACAAGGCUGGCGCACGAUUUGCCAAGUGGCGGGCUGUGCUUAAAAUUGGCGUAACUGAGCCAUCUGAGCUGUCGAUUCAACAGAACGCGCAAGGGUUGGCACGUUAUGCGAUUAUAUGUCAGGAGAAUGGACUUGUGCCGAUUGUGGAGCCAGAAAUUUUGACUGAUGGGGCCCAUAGUGUGGAAAAGUGUGCAGCUGUGACUGAGACUGUUCUUGCAGCAGUUUAUAAGGCUUUGAAUGAGCAACAUGUUCUUCUUGAGGGGACUCUUCUUAAACCCAACAUGGUCACUCCUGGUUCUGACAGCCCAAAGAUAACACCAGAAGUGAUAGCAGAGCACACUGUGACAGCCUUACGCCGGACAGUACCACCAGCAGUACCGGGGAUCGUGUUCCUCUCGGGUGGACAAAGUGAGGAAGAAGCAACCCAAAAUCUCAACGCCAUGAACAAGCUCCAAGUGUUGAAGCCAUGGACUCUCUCCUUCUCCUUCGGCCGAGCUCUACAACAAAGUACACUCAAGACUUGGGGUGGCAAGAAGGAGAAUAUCGGCAAAGCUCAAGAGGCGUUCUUGACGAGGUGCAAGGCCAACUCCGACGCCACUCUUGGAAAGUACACUCCUUCUUCAGCCUCCGGUGGCCUCGCCUCGGAGAGCUUGUUCGUUAAGGGUUACAAGUACUAAACAAUUUGAAGAAAGAAGAAGAUAUGAGAGAAAAGCUUACUCUACGUACUCACUAUGCAUGAUCAUAUAAUGUGUUUUUUUUUUCAAGAUUUCAAUUUAUGUUAAUAUAUCAUACUCUUUGGUAUAUAUAUUGUCAACUUCUUUCUUUUUUCCCUUUCUGAUUAAUUAAUAUUUUUUUCUUAUACAAA